CCUAAGCAGCCUGGCCGGACCAAUUAGGAGGUUCCGGCCCCCCACCUGCAGUAUGGAGUCGUCUCGGGGGCGGCCCGGGCCCGAGACGGACCUCCUGGCUUUGCCGGUCCAGCAGGCCGCGGUCUUCCGCGGCGGGCCGGGCCGAACGCCCUCCGAGCCGCCCUCAGGCCUUCGGGUGCCCGGGGAGGUAGAGGCCGAGAGCAGAGCGGGCUCGAGUCGCCACCCCAGGGCGUCCCCUAAGACUUCGAGCUGCGGCGGUGUGGUCCACCGGCCGGAACGCGAGGCUCGGGAGGACGAGCCCGGCCCCCGAGGGUCGCCGGCUGGGCCCGAGUGCGACCCGCCCCUGCCCUCCCGGCACAGGGACCCGGAGCGUCCCCAGGACGAGCCCGCAUCCGACAAGGUCUGCCGUCGGGGGAGCCCGGGAGACGGCGGGAUGGAUGUGGAGCAGCCGCCGCCGGAGGAAGACCGCGACGAGGAGGCGGAGGCGGCGGCGGGCAGGGCGGGCCGCUCGUUCUCCAGCCGCCUGCAGGACAGCCGCAGCCUGGACGGGCUGAGCGGAGCGUGCGGCGGCGGCGCGGAGUGCGGCGCGGGAGGCGGACGCCGCGCCACCAUCUCCAGUCCCCUGGAGCUCGAGGGCACCGUGAGCCGCCACGGCGACCUCACCCACUUCGUCGCCAACAACCUGCAGCUCAAGAUCCGUCUGAGCGGCGCCCCUCCGCCCCCGCCCCCUGCCCCUGCGCGGCCCUGCCCAGCGCCCGCACCCACUCCCGCCAUCCCGCCCAUCGACCCCGACGUGCUGCGGGAUCUGGAGCGGCUGAGUCGGGAGCUGGGCGGCCGGGUGGACCGUCUGCUCCGCGGGCUGGGCGGGGCGGUGCAGGAGCUGACGGCUCUGAGCGUCGGCUGCAUCCAGACCUACCGCGAUGCCGUGGACUCGUUGGGCGAAGCCGUGGACAUGAGCAUCAAGGGCAUGUACACCCUGCUGGCGCGCUGCGAGGAGCUGGAGAGGGCGCUGCAGCCCGUGCAGGGGCUGGCGCGCCAAGUGCGGGAUAUCCGACGCACUCUGGAGGUGCUCGAGGCCCUGUGCAAGUGACCACAAGGCCUGGACCCUAAGGACUUUCCAAGGAGCUCCGGCGGGAACUGCCUGCGGAGGGGAGGCCCGGGAGCUGGCGGCCCCUCCAGAUGCGCGCGCGCGCGCUGAGCCUCGGGCAGGUGUUCGUGGGGAAGCUCUCACGGUUCUUCUCUGCUUCUGUAGCUACCCUGUCCGUCCCUACCCCCCCGUCCUCAGCCAGGGCGACAUCCCUGGGAACCCAGGGCAUUAGGUCUCUGAAGGGGGAGGGAACAUGACUCCCACUUGUGAUCAGGAGAAGGGAGGGGAGGCGGCCCCAGCCCCCGCUGCGGCCACCCUGACUCCGGUGGCAGCAUCUCAGGUGCGGGGGGCUGUGGGAGCUCCAGUGGUACCUUGGAUGCACACCUGCCCCCUGGCCCCCCUACCCUACCACUUCCCCAGCCGGAACCCCGGGUGGGACUCGGAGGGAUGCUUUGCACGGCGGCGGAGGGGCUGAGGUGGGAGGCGUCCCACUGCUCUCAGGGUUCAGGUAGAAUUGUUGCUGGUUUUGAGGCCCACCUGUUGUGUGCAGUGUUUGGAUCAGUUUGGGCUUUCUGAGUUUUUGUGGAAUUAAAAGUGCUGCU
Messenger RNA from Lepus europaeus (European hare), 1689 nucleotides. It is a transcript of the gene BORCS6, whose product is annotated as BLOC-1 related complex subunit 6. Bases 53 to 1090 code for a protein of 345 amino acids. The record is from RefSeq and is a predicted model, not a curated record. Gene Ontology annotation, biological process: lysosome localization. Lineage: Eukaryota; Metazoa; Chordata; Mammalia; Lagomorpha; Leporidae. The transcript has a single exon. Gene Ontology annotation, cellular component: BORC complex.